AUGAGAGAGAAUCGUCCAGAGAGAAUGGGAGUCAGGGCGGAAAGAGAGAAUGCGAGAGUGAGGGGGAGAGAGAGAAGAGAGAUAAAUAGUCAAAGAGAGAUUGGGAAUCAGAAAGAUCGGGGAAGGAGAGUUGGAGUCCAAGAGAGAGGAAAAGAAAAAGAGAUGGGAAAGAGAAUGGAAGUCAGAAAGAGAGACACACAGAGAGAGGAGGGAGAAUUGGAAUCAGUAGAAAAAGAGAGAGGGAGAGUGAGUGAGGGAAUCAGAGAGAGAGCGAGAGAGAGAGAGAAGAGAGAGAAGAGAGCAAAAAAGUCAGAGAGAGAGAGAAGAGAGAGAAGAGAGCAAAAAAGUCAGAGAAAGACAGACACAAGGGAGUGGAGUUAUUGGGAAUCAGAAAAGAGGAGAGAAAAGAAAGGGAGGGGAGAAAAAGAGAGGGAAAUGAGGAAAGCAUGGGAAUCAAAGAGAGAGAAGAGAGAGAAGAAGUCAGGGAAAGGCAGAUAG
Zophobas morio is the source of this 498-nucleotide messenger RNA. RefSeq names its product zinc finger CCCH domain-containing protein 13-like. The record is from RefSeq and is a predicted model, not a curated record. Bases 1 to 498 code for a protein of 165 amino acids. Lineage: Eukaryota; Metazoa; Arthropoda; Insecta; Coleoptera; Tenebrionidae. The transcript has a single exon.